Molecule: messenger RNA, 4583 nt
Organism: Mirounga angustirostris (Northern elephant seal)
Lineage: Eukaryota; Metazoa; Chordata; Mammalia; Carnivora; Phocidae
Gene: SLC2A12
Product: solute carrier family 2 member 12
Exons: 5
Coding region: 149-2005 (618 amino acids)
Biological process (GO): circulatory system development; D-glucose transmembrane transport
Cellular component (GO): membrane
Molecular function (GO): symporter activity
Source: RefSeq, a predicted model, not a curated record
AACAAAGUUGGUUACAAAUCACACUGGGUUGUUUUUUUUUUUUUCACCCUUCUUUAGCAGGCGACCAUGGGGAAAGUGACCACUGCUGUCAGAGCGGGCAGCCGGGGCGGCGCGGUGCCGCGGGGGCGCCUGUAACUUCUACGCGACCAUGGUACCUGUUGAAAACCGCGAGGGCCCCGGGCUGCUGAGCCCCAAGGGGAGAGCGGCCGAGACCGAGGGCGGCGGCGCAGCCGGCGGCGGCCGGCAUCCUCCCGGGGCCAGAGGUUGCGGCAUGUUUACUCUCCUGUCAUCUGUCACUGCUGCUGUCAGUGGCCUCCUGGUGGGUUAUGAACUUGGGCUCAUCUCUGGGGCCCUUCUUCAGAUAAGAACCUUAUUAGCCCUAACCUGCCAUGAGCAGGAAAUGGUUGUGAGCUCCCUCCUCAUUGGCGCCUUGCUGGCCUCCCUCACUGGAGGGGUCCUGAUUGACAGGUAUGGAAGAAGGGCUGCCAUCAUCUUGUCAUCCUGCCUCCUUGGACUCGGAAGCUUAGUCUUGAUACUCAGUUUAUCUUAUGCGGUUCUCAUAGUGGGCCGCAUUGCUAUAGGGGUUUCCAUUUCACUCUCUUCAAUUGCCACAUGUGUUUACAUCGCAGAGAUUGCUCCACAGCACAGAAGAGGUCUUCUUGUGUCCCUGAAUGAGCUAAUGAUUGUCAUCGGCAUACUUUUCGCCUACAUUUCAAAUUAUGCGUUUGCCAAUGUUUCCCAUGGCUGGAAAUAUAUGUUUGGCCUUGUUAUUCCCUUGGGAGUUUUGCAAGCAAUUGCAAUGUAUUUUCUUCCUCCAAGUCCCCGGUUUCUGGUGAUGAAAGGACACGAGGAAGCUGCUAGCAAGGUUCUCAGAAGGUUGAGAGCCAUCUCGGAUACAACGGAGGAACUCACUGGGAUAAAAUCUUCCCUGAAAGAUGAAUAUCAGUAUAGUUUUUGGGAUCUGUUUCGAUCAAAGGACAACAUGAGGACUCGGAUAAUGAUAGGCCUGACAUUGGUAUUUUUUGUACAAGUCACCGGUCAGCCAAACAUAUUAUUCUAUGCAUCAACUGUUUUGAAGUCUGUUGGCUUCCAAAGCAAUGAGGCAGCUAGCCUCGCCUCCACGGGGGUUGGAGUUGUCAAGGUCAUCAGCACCAUCCCUGCCACUCUUCUUGUAGACCACAUUGGGAGCAAAACCUUCCUCUGUGUUGGCUCCUCUGUGAUGGCAGCUUCAUUGGUGACCAUGGGCAUCGUGAAUCUCAACAUCCCCAUGAACUUCACCAAUAUCUGCAGAAGCCAUAGCCCUAUCAACCAGUCGUUGGAUGAGUCUGUGUUUUAUGGGCCAGGAAACCUAUCAGCCAGUGAUGACACUCUUAGAGAGCUCUUUAAGGGGAUCACUACCCAUAGCAGAAACUCCCUAAUGCCCACAAAAAAUGAUGUGGAUAAGAGAGGGGUGACGACCUUACCAAAUGCUGGAAUGAGCCAAGCUGAAUACCAGAUAGUCACAGACCCUGCGGACGUCCCAGCUUUCUUGAAAUGGCUUUCCUUAGCCAGCUUGCUUGUUUAUGUUGCUGCUUUUUCAAUUGGUCUAGGACCAAUGCCCUGGCUGCUACUGAGCGAGAUUUUUCCUGGUGGAAUUAGAGGACGAGCCAUGGCUUUAACUUCUAGCAUGAACUGGGGCAUCAAUCUCCUCAUCUCUCUGACAUUUUUGACUGUGACUGAUCUCAUUGGCUUGCCGUGGGUGUGCUUUAUAUAUACAAUCAUGAGCCUAGCAUCCCUGGUUUUUGUUGUUGUGUUUAUACCCGAGACAAAGGGAUGCUCUUUGGAACAAAUAUCAGUGGAGCUGGCAAAAGCGAACUAUGUGAAAAACAACAUUUGUUUUAUGAGUCAUCAUCAAGAGGAAUUAGUGCCAAAACCGCUUCAAAAAAGAAAACCCCAAGAGCAGCUCUUGGAGUGUAAAAAGCUGUGUGGUAGGGGACAACCAAGGCAGCUUUCUCCAGAGACCUAAUGGCCUCAAACCUUAGAAAUGUUGAUAAAGUAGAAGAACAAUCCGAAGGGUGUCUUUGUACCAACACAUAUUGGCCACUCCCAUGUCUUCUCCUUUGUGUUGCUGAGCUAGUUUUAGAGACACCCUGAAAUUAUAAAGACCACCUUUAACCUCCACCUCUCGAAAGGUAAAUGAGGUACAAGAUCCCAUGAUCCCUUUCUUACUCUGCGUAGGAUACCAGGUGAAACACAUACUGGCUGGUUCAGUACUAUGCACUUUUUUCACAGAGCAACCUUUGAAAAACUAUGAACUAGUAAUGCGAUCAACUUUUGCCUUAAGGUAUGUAUGUACAGAGGCCGGUGGCAGCUUUAUGACUCAGACACUGAAGUGGCCUGAACACGAGCUUAUGGUUUUUUGCCCACUACAACAGUACUUGCACUGGGCCUUCUGUAAAAAAGAACCAGGACACAACGUGGGUAAUUGCACCUCUGGUCUAGAUUAGGAGAGGAUCCUGGCUAGGAUUUCAGUGAUAAUUCCUAACUGUAGUUCAACAGGUACAAAGAUUAUGCAGCUGCUUUUAUGAAUUAUGAACUACAGUGUAAUGCCCUUUUAUGAAUUUUAUGUAUAAAAUAUUAAAAGAAACAAUUCUGCAAUAGGUUGAGAAAAGUAAACAUUUUCCCACCCAUUUAAAAAAAUACGACUAGAAAGGACAAUUUCAAAAUGCUGGGACCAUUUUUAUUUAGUAAUACCUGUUAGUAAAACCUUAGAAAAGGAGUCAGGCCAUUAGGUUAUUAAUCCAAAUCUCUAAUCAAUUAGGUGUGAGUUAUUAAGUCAAGCUUAUAAAACCCUCUCCUUGGAAGGCUUUCAUGAUGACUUAAUAGUGAUCCAUAGCUUCCUGCAAUUCUUUGCACUCCUCAGGACUGUCACUACCUCAGGUUAUGGCAUGCGGGCUAGCACUGAUGCGGACUUUCAGAUGACUGCAGAUGUAGUGAGUGACAUUCAGGCAUCAGGACAACUCCCUCACCAUGUUCUUCUUUAGGAUGAAAUGGAGGUCACCAACUGUACCAGAAACUUGGGUUUUUCCCACACAACAAUGAAUUGCUCCCUUCUGUAUUUCUCCAGUUGAAUAUUAGGACUCGGUGAGGUAUUUUACCGAUUUGGAUAUGAUGACAGAAAAUCUGCAAUAAAGAAUCUCAAUCUACUUAAGUAGUGACCCAUUAAAUUACUAUUAUAAGCUAUGGGAGACACCACAAAAACUUAAAAGCAUGAACAACCUAACUUGAAAAAGAAUAAAACAUUACGAUUGGCCUAAAGAAAAGAGAACCCCUAAGAGCCGAAACCCUCUGUUAUUUAGACUGGAAUUUUCCUAUUGACCCCUAACAAACUGUCCCAGUUUGGUGUAAGGGUAUAUGAUCUAGGAAUUCCCCUAUAACAAAAUGGAAAGACUAUAAAUCUAUGUAAGUAAUAGUGAAACUGUAUUAGCAGAGACUCAGGAGAAUGGCUGAAAGUCCUGAUUCUGAAAUGUAUUACAUAAAGAUUGGCAGGGGAAAGUUACAAGGAAGGGAGACUUGAGAUCUUCUACCACAGCACAUUUCCUAUGCAAGUUAGAGCAUGUUUUCUGUUUUAUUUUGGAAGGAGAAGGAAAAGUGUGUUCUGUAGAGGAUCAGUUUAAGAAAUUUAUUAUGAAUCCUCAGUGGAAUUAUAUGUGGAGCUGAUUUUUAAAAAAUCAAGACAGGUAAUCAAUUCGAAUUUUUUUCUUUGUCAAGCAUCACAGAUUGUAGGAUAUUUAACAAAAUUGUUACAUGUUUCCUUCAAAGUUCAAACACUGUAUAUCUACAUUAGCAAUUUCUUGUUUUAGCCAUUCAUCAUAAAUGGGUAGGAAAUUGUUCAUAAACUUAGGAGGUUUAUCACUAGUGAUUUCAACUUCAGUAUCUUAAACCCGCUUGUAUUUUUCUAUUAUCCUGAGUCUGUAACUAAAUAAUUCUGUCUUCAAACAAAUUUUUACCCAAUACACCCCUAACCAGAGCUUUUUGAUUUUCAAAAAUAAAAAAAGGGGGAAUACUUAUCAUUUGUAUGUAUAUAUUCACAGUUUUUAUUUAUAAAAAAAUUUACAGCACUUGUGAAGAGCCAGCAGAAGACAUCAGACACGCUCAUUCUUACCAGCUUCGUUAAGUUUAGUGGGUUAUCCAUGACACUUUGCCAGGUGACGCUCACACAGCAGCCCUGAAACCUGACCUGGUUAGAUUGUCUUUCUUCCUCUUUUCUGAGAAAGCAUUUUGAUGAGCUACUGAUCUACCUACUUUUCAAGUCACUUGAAUACUGAAAAUACAACAUCUGGAUCUGCACCUUGGCCAUAUAAUCAUGUUUUCCGCCUUUUCUGUAUUUCUUUUUUUUUUUUUUUUUGGGUGAACAUUUACAAAACAGGUCACUUAUUACUGUUGAUUAAAGCUAAGUGGAAAAUCUCAAUUUUUAAAAAUAGUCUCCCAGAACCUGUGACUUCUUCACCGAAUUGUAUCCUCUAUAUUUUAUGAGGUUUACCCUAUACUGCUGGAUCUUAAAAUGAAGCAAAUAAACACAAUGUAAAAGAAAAAAAAAAAAA